Gossypium arboreum is the source of this 1165-nucleotide messenger RNA. Its product is annotated as RNA-binding protein CP33, chloroplastic-like. Gene Ontology annotation, molecular function: mRNA binding. Bases 115 to 945 code for a protein of 276 amino acids. Gene Ontology annotation, cellular component: cytosol. The transcript is spliced from 4 exons. The record is from RefSeq and is a predicted model, not a curated record. Lineage: Eukaryota; Viridiplantae; Streptophyta; Magnoliopsida; Malvales; Malvaceae.
AAUGAAAAUGACAUUGUUAAAUCUGCCAAAUAAAAUCUCUUAUCCACUCAUCCAAAGUUUAAAUCUUUCCCAAAGUCGAAAUCUUUGCUGCUGAAACUUACAAGCUCAUAAAAAAUGGCAGCACUUUCCUUUCCAUGGUACCCUAAAACCCUAUUAUGUCCCAAACCCACAAAGCUCUGUUCCUUAGCUUCCCAUGUAUCAAUGUCUACUACCCCUCUGUUUUCCCACAAUUUCUCAAUCUCUCCAUUAAUCAUCACCCAUAAAAAUCUGAGCUUUACACUCUGUUCUACCCUGCAAGAAAUAAGCUUUGAAGCUGAAACAGAGAAAACCCAGAAACCAAAUGUGAAAAGAAAGCUCUUUGUCUUGAAUUUGCCUUGGGCUUUUACUGUUGAUGAUAUCAAAGAUCUCUUUGGCCAAUAUGGGAAUGUUAAAGAUGUUGAGAUUAUAAAGCAAACAGAUGGGAAAAGUAGGAAUUUUGCUUUUGUAACUAUGGCUUCUGGUGAUGAAGCUCAAGCUGCUGUAGAUAACCUUGAUUCUCACGAAGUUUCAGGGAGAAUUGUAAAGGUAGAGUUUGCAAAGAGAUUAAAGAGACCUUCACCAGCUUCAUCUAAACCGAUUGUACUUCCUUCUCGCGAAAUAUGCCAUAAGGUUUACGUAUCGAAUCUUAAUUGGAAAGUCCGGUCGAGUCAUCUCCGAGAAUUUUUCUCGACCUUCAACCCGGUUUCGGCCAGAGUUAUAUUCGGUACCCCAUCAGGACAGUCUGCAGGGUAUGGCUUUGUUUCAUUUGCCACAAAAGAAGAGGCUGAAGCUGCAAUUUCUACUCUCAAUGGGAAGGAAUUGAUGGACCGGCCACUACGUUUGAAAUUCAGUGAGAAAACAGCCGAUGAACCCGGAGAUGAAAACACGGGACAAAAGGAACCCGAUGAUCAAACCGAAGAGUCUUAAAUCUUCACUGGGAUUUCAUAUUUCUCCAUCCUUUUUCAGAGCAGUGUAUACAAAUGAGGAAAGUAAAUGUUACAUUCUCUCCAACUUUUCUUUGAUGAAUCAGGAAAGUAAUUUGUAAAUGUAACAUUCUCUCUAUAUGUUUUUUCUUUAGUGAAAUUACUUGGUAGGUCCCAUUAUUAUAGGGAUUGAAUCAAAUUAGUAAAUUCUACCAUUAAAUAAA